Messenger RNA from Cucurbita pepo subsp. pepo (vegetable marrow), 955 nucleotides. The record is from RefSeq and is a predicted model, not a curated record. NCBI's taxonomy places the organism in Eukaryota, Viridiplantae, Streptophyta, Magnoliopsida, Cucurbitales, Cucurbitaceae.
UGGCGGGAAGAUUCUGAGAUCAGAAAUCCGCCAAAAUUCACUGACAUUUUUUUUUUUGUUUUUUUGAAGGAUUUAAAACCCAUUGAAUUCAUUUCAAUUUCCUCACAUGUCUUUCCUCGAAGAAUUUCAAGCCAGGCUAGUGAAACAGAAUGAGCAACGAUGUGAGCAAGAAAUUGAGGAUAUUAAGCGGGGAGUUAAAUGUGGAAACAUUACUCCUGAUACUUCACUCAUCCGAUUCUCUGAUGAAGCUCUUGAUGAGCAGAAGCAUAGCAUUAGAAUUGCCGAUGAAAAGGUUGCCCUUGCCGUUCAGGCAUAUGAUUUGGUAGACACUCACAUACAACAGCUUGACCAGUAUUUGAAGAAUUUUGAUGAAAAGCUUCGUCAUGAAAGGGGGAGUGCUGCUGCAAGUGGGUUACCAGCUUCUAGUAUGGAUGGUGGUACAAAAUCUGGACGGGGAACAGAAGGUGGUAGAGGAGGGCGUAAAAAAACCCGGCAUGGCCAGACUGCGGCUGCAGCUGCUGCAACAGAAGCAUCAACUGCUGCAACUCCCACAGGAAUGGAACUCGAAUUACCGGUUGAUCCAAACGAACCAACUUACUGCCUCUGCAACCAAGUUAGUUACGGGGAGAUGGUUGCCUGUGAUAACCCUAAUUGCAAGAUCGAAUGGUUUCAUUUUGGCUGUGUUGGUCUAAAAGAACAACCGAAAGGAAAAUGGUACUGUUCAGAUUGCGCGGGCUCGAAAGGUCGCCGAAAAGGAAGAUAAUACAGGGAAGAAGUGAAGUUUCAUCCGAUGUGAGCAAGGCCCUUCCGUUGCAGGGUAAAAUGGGGUUGCUUAACUACAAUCUACUCCACAAGAAGGUUCUUGUGCUCGUGUACUAUAGUUUAUGUAUGUACUUUGAGCUAACGUUCAGAUUGGUAUCAAUUUAUAAAUCUUAUCCAUCAAUAAAUGGUAGAU